Oryzias melastigma (Indian medaka) is the source of this 5181-nucleotide messenger RNA. RefSeq names its product PVR cell adhesion molecule related 2 like (gene pvrl2l). The record is from RefSeq and is a predicted model, not a curated record. Lineage: Eukaryota; Metazoa; Chordata; Actinopteri; Beloniformes; Adrianichthyidae.
UUUUCGCUCUUCCUCGUGCGGACCCGCACACGCCCUCCCUCCGUCAGGUACGCGGGCGCGUCUCCGCAUCAGCUGAUCUUCCCGCUGCUCCUGUCAGAUCAGGCUGCGAUCAGCGCUGCGGCUCGAGUCCUCUUGGUGACGCUCUGCUGACAUCACACUGAUACUCCCUGCUCCUCUCAGCUCCGCUCCCGCAUCAAACACUCGCAGCUCCGCCGGCUCUCUCACGCACUCCGUCCGGACUCUGCUCCCGCACGCAGCGGUCGAGACGAACCCUCAACCCGCUGAGGGCGCUCGGAGGUUGGGCCACCUUGGGACGAGGGGCUGGGCUCUUCCUGUCACUGACUGACACACUCCGGAGGCACACACACGCGCGCGCUCCGGGUUAAAGGGAAGGACAAGCAGUCAGAAGGAAAGCAGGCUCCAACUUGGCUGAUUUCAACGACAACUGUUAAGUUUGUUGGCGGCGUCGGAGAAGGAAUAAUUCGGAAGGACACAUCUCGCUUCUGUGGAUAUUUACGUCCACGUUGUUAGAAGAAUGGCAGGAGGGCAGCGCGCGCGCUGGCCGGGGACUCCGCUGACCAACGCUUGGCUCCUGGCGGCAGCGGUCCUCCUCAUCACCCAAGGCAUCAACGCUCAGAAAGUGCAGGUGGAUGAGGGAGUGGAGGCGUAUCCCACAGAGUCAGUGACUCUCCGCUGCCAGUUCACCGGUGGAGGAAGCACAAAGCUCACACAGGUGUCUUGGAUAUGGGAACCUGUCGACGGCCAAAGGGACAACAUAGCUGUUUUCCAUCCAACCUACGGACAAAGUUUCCCCAAUCUUUUAUUCAAGGAUCGAGUUACUUUUCUCUACACAAACCUGGAGAACCCCACUAUAAGGAUUUCCAACCUACGGAUGGCAGACGCUGGCCGCUACACCUGCGAGUACGCCACCUACCCCACUGGAAAUGAGCAAGGGACCACCACCCUCAUCAUGCUUGCCAAGCCCAAGAACUCCGCCGACAUCGUGACCGUCCAGGCCGGUACAAAGUCGGUGGUGGUGGCGCAGUGCGUGGCGGCAGACAGCAAGCCGGCGGCCUCCAUCAACUGGAUUUCCUCCGUCAGAGGCAAUUACUCCACCAGCACCACAAGCGGGCCGGACGGAACGGUGACGGUACGCAGCGAAUACCGUCUGGUUCCCACCCCGGACGACAACGACAAGGAGGUGACCUGCGCGGUGGACCAGAGGACGCAGGAGCGGCAGUGGACCAAAACGCUCAGGCUUUCUGUGGAGUACCCCCCGUUUGUCACCAUCAGUGGUUACGACCACAACUGGUAUGUCGGUCGCUCCAACGCAGAGCUGGUCUGCCAGGUCAAGGCCAACCCGCCGCCCACCGCCAUCACCUGGAAAUCGGCUUCUGGUCCUUUGCCAGACUCGGUUGUGGUGGAAAACGACAGGUUGACUAUCAGGAAGGUGGAUGACGCGGUCAACACCACCUUCAUCUGUGAGGUCAAGAACAAGCAUGGAGCCAACAGUCACCGCAUCAACGUGCUGGUCAGCGAAAAACAAGAACAACGCAAACCUCCAUCAACUGGCGCUGUCAUAGGAGGUAUUCUUGGCACUCUCGCUGUAAUCGGACUCAUCAUCGGCAUCAUCUUCUAUAUCCGCUGUCGCCGAGACGAUGGAGAAGGCCCACCCAAGCACAAACCUCCUCCCCCUGUGAAGGGCAGCAGCUCAACAGAGAUGAACCUGGAUGAUGGGAGCAGCGGCGCCCUGAAUGGUGGCGCCCCUCCAGGCCUGGACGCCUCGGCCCAAGAGUUCAAAGAAAGAGCUGACGGUCACCAUGGCAAUGAUUUUGAUUCAUCCAAUCACGGAGCUCCAGCCGCCAACAUCUCUCGCGGGGAUAGCUUUGUGUCUCCCGCCAUGUAUGUGUAGCCGUACCGACUAAAACGCGUCCUGGCGGGCGCGCGGGCAUACUCCAGGUCAACUCAAACAGCUUGACAAUGUUUUUUCUCACCUUUAACUUCAAAUCCGACUUUGAAAAUUCUUACCUGAUGACAAAGUUUAUGAAUCCCAUCUUUUAGAGGGUUUAUUUUUCGUGGGUUUAGCAGUUUGACUGCAUUUUAAGGUAAUCACAUGAGGGACAUUUUUAUUGGUGGUCGGGCCAUUUGUUCUGUUUUUGUGCAUUUAAACUUCUACAUUUUAGUUUUGAAAAGACAGCUGGUAAAUUGUGUGCAUUUUACAAAAUGCAGAUCAUAAAGAAUCAUUGAGACGUAUUAUAAAAAGAGGAUCAAUUGUAACAGUAAUCAAAUAGUGAAUGUGUGAAAGGAAAAAAGGGAAUUAAAGGAAAAAAUGCUCCAAUUUCUGAUCAUAACAAAAAUAUUGAUCGGAAAAGAGAUUUACCUGGAUUGCCAACUUGAAUAAUAACAUUCAACAAAUGUUAAUCUUCCCCUGACAGAUAAAGUUUAUUGAAACAAACUCUAAAGUUGGACCGUGGCUCUCCAGGGAGCGUUAAUCAAUCUCUGAAGAUAGUUUUUUUUAAAUCCCACUUAUCAGCUCCUGCUGCUCCGCCUGUCACAAUCAUGCCCAGGCAGCAGUCCAGCAACGACCAAUUCCACUUUAUUACACUGUCAGAGUGUCCCUGGACCACAGCUGCUUUCACCCUGAGAGUCUUCUCGUUAGACAGGACGCGACAUGACUGGAAGCCCUGUAACCUGGCAACAUGGCGUCCUUAAGAUAAAUACCGCUUCUUUUAAUUGCAAGGUCUUGUGAGUUUACAAAGCACACACACCACAGGGGUCCUACAAAUUUACACCCACACAAACAUAUUUGUUUUCACUCUUUUAAAGGAAAAAAACACAACUUUCACAUAGAAAUGUCAGUGUGGAAAUGCUCUGACAAAUCCCAACUAUCUUGCUUUUGAUUUUGUAUAGAAAAAAUUUGAAUUUUGCAUUUUCUUUUGAGAGAUCUUUUAAAAAAAAUCAGUGAAUUGCUGUGUGUUCUGGCUGAAACAAACACAGAUGUCAUAUGGAACCAAAUGAUAAACCGUGUACAUAGUAUUAAUAAUACAAGUAAAUAAUAUGCUGUUGGUGAAUUGUGUAUACUUCAAAACUAAACAAGUGUAGGUGUUUUCAGUGCCUGUGUACAGAGGAUGGGAGUUUGUUCAAUGUCAAGGGAAUGGUUAAAAAAAUGCGUAUAUUACUAUUUUGCAUUUCAUUACAGUUGUCACUUAAAACUAAAAAUGUUUUGAAUAUGUAAAAAAGAAAAUUAAUGGCGUGGACUUUACGUCACUAUUAUGAUAAAUUAAAAAAAAUUGUGGGGGAUGAUAAAAGCAAAAGAGUAAAGAGAAAAUACAAUUUUUUUUAAAAAUGGUAAAUGGUUUAUAUAUUUGAAUCCUUUCAAAAUAAAAGACAUCAUGUGUCACAUUGACAGAAUGUAGUAGUAGCAAGUACAGUAAUAUAACAGAAAAAAGUUUAUUUUACUAUUUGUGAGGCAUCUCAGCCAGAAAUUCAUAAAUCUAAUGAACUAAGAUUAAAUUAAUCAAAUUAAGUGAACCAUUGUGUACUUUUUGCGCCAUAAGAUGUACUUAAAACAGAAAAUCUGCUUUAUAAUUUGGUGCGUCUUAAAUAUGAAUUCUUAUUGUGCUCAAUGACAUCAAAUGGAUUUUCUGUGAUGCAUGGAGCCUAAAAAUCUUUUAAGUGUUUCAGUACAACUUUGAUAAACUGUAGAUGAUUUGUGGAAAAUUACGGCAGCAGAGUUACUUUUAAAACUAAAAACAUUUUAUUUUUCUUUAACCUCACAUUGCUCCGAAGCCGCAGGUUGCAGACCUUUGGUCUAAAUGCAUUUGCCGUAACCAUGCACACUCACAAUCUGAGUUUUCAGUUCUUUCAUUUGUGGCGUGACAGCUUUGUCUUCAGCGCUAAUCCAAACGUGGAGCCAGCAUGGAGUCAUCAUCAUUUCUGGGCUGCAGAGUGCAAAGCGCACCAAAAAUGCAAUCUUUUCUCGCGCCAGGCUUUAUCUUGUUGCUCGGGACCUCAUCACACUGACUGAUAGACAGUUACAGUGGGUAAAGACAGUGCAAUAGCUGAGGGAACGGAUAAAACACCUUACUUCAUUUCUGUCACAACGCGUUUACAUGAUCUGAUCUUUUGAAGCCUGAUGUUGGAAAUUCAGGAUAGAUCUGGAACAACAUAAGAGAGACGUCCAAAGGCUUUGUCUUUUCAUUGGCUCUAAGCUGCUCAUUUGCAUUAAAGGGAAUGUCUGCAUGCUGCAUGGACAUUGAGGGAAAAUGAGAUGUCUCUAUAGUUUUUCAGAAGAGUCCUGCCACAUUAAAAGUUCAGCUUUUUCACUGUCAGACAAUCGCACAUGAUGCCCUGCCUCAGAACAAAAAAAACCUCUCACUAAAGAGAAGUUAAUGUGAUGUUUCUUUGUCUGUAGAGUCAUUCCACAAAAUCAACUUAAUGUUUAGUUUCCUUUAGAUUAAUGCACUUAAUGUUUUUGCCAGGAGGCCGCUCUUGAUCGACUGAGAGAAAGGAAAAGACAAUCGUCGGGACACAUUAUAUCACAGACCAACGACUUUUCAGUCGGAUUUCUGUCACAUUAAAGACCAUUCCGUUUUACCCCGAGCCUCAUGGUUAAUAGUGUCACAUCAUUUAACGGAAUCUUAAAUCAGCAGAUGUUGAUGCUCGGAGUCAGAGGAAACAGCUUGACUUCUAGCUGGAUUGUUUGCAGAAGAGGGCUCUGAGUUUGUCUCAGUGAGAGCUGGAUUUGGGCCAAGGUGCUUACCUCCUCUUGCCAGUUCAGUGCCAGAAAGGCGUGAUGUGGAUGCUGUUGAUCAGGCUGUUCAGUCUGCAUGGCCUCUCUCAUUCACAGCUUUUUUUUAUAAUCUCAUCUCUUGCUCAUCCGUUGUUCAUCACAGAGCCAGACGUGCCUUGUUUGUUAUUUUUAGCUUUUCGAUUCUCACAUUUCUUCUCCGACAGUCGAUGAAACGGUGGAAGACACCGACACAGCUUUGGUUGACGUUGCCGAUGUCAUUGCUAAAGACGCGCACAAACACUGGAGAUCAUAUUUUUUAAGUGUUGAAUCAUUUCUUUUUGUUUUCUUGUAUUAAAGAACAAUUAUCAUUUUGUAUGCUUUCUUGGAAACACAUUGACGUUUUACAAUUCAUGUCCUGUCAAAUAAAAUGUAAAUUAAAAGACAAAAGG